This is a messenger RNA of Jaculus jaculus (lesser Egyptian jerboa), 5418 nucleotides long. It is a transcript of the gene Nup210l, whose product is annotated as nucleoporin 210 like. Lineage: Eukaryota; Metazoa; Chordata; Mammalia; Rodentia; Dipodidae. The transcript has 38 exons. Gene Ontology annotation, cellular component: nuclear pore. The record is from RefSeq and is a predicted model, not a curated record. The coding region runs from base 1 to 5418 and encodes 1805 amino acids.
AUGGCCUGUCCCGGAGCCUGCGGGUCACCGAGCCUGGCGCUCGUGUACUGCUUCCUCGUCGCCCUAGGCCGCCUCCCGCCGCUGCCGAGUCUCCCCGGGAGCCAGGCCUACAAACUGAACGUGCCCCAAGUGCUGCUGCCCUUCAGCCGCGAGCCGGGCCGGGUGCCCUUCGUGCUGGCGGCGCAGCGGGGCUGUUACACCUGGCAUUCCACCCAUCAUGAUGCAGUUACUGUUGAGCCUUUAUAUGACAGUGGUGCCAAAUGUUCCCAAAGAGCUAUUCUCAUUUCUGAAUCUACCCAACCGCUCCGCCUCAGCAGCAUUAUUACUGCUCGAGAAAUAGUGACUGGCCACGAGCUACGUUGUGAUGUUAUGGUCGAUGUGAUUCACAGCAUUGAGAUUGUGUCUCGUACCCGGGAGCUCUUCGUGGACGAUUCACCUCUUGAACUGAUGGUGAGGGCACUGGAUGCUAAAGGAAAUACCUUCAGUAGUUUGGCAGGAAUGCUGUUUGAAUGGAGCAUUGCCCAGGAUAACCAGUCGGCAAGAGAAGAGCCUUUGUCCAGCAAAAUUAGGAUUCUGAAAUACUCCGAAGCCCAGUACACUCCCCAAGUCUAUAUAGCUGAUAUGGAAAAGAAAGAGAGACAAGGAGAUAUGAUUUUGGUGUCUGGAAUUAGAACUGGUGCGGCUGUUGUGAAAGUCCGAAUUUAUGAUCCUUUCUAUAAGAAAGUGGCAGCAGCACUAAUCCGUCUGCUUGUUUUGGAGAAUGUAUUUCUUAUACCAGCUCAUGAUAUUUACCUCCUAGAAGGAGCCUAUAUUAAAUACCAAGUUGCAAAAAUGGUUCAAGGAAGAAUGGCAGAGGUGAAGUUUCCCUUGAAACAUUAUACAUUGGAAUUGCAAAACCAUAUCCUUGCUCAUAAAGAGUCUCGUCCUGAGAACGUGGCUUCACUGGAUAAGCAAACGGCUGUGGUGACUGCCCUCCAACUGGGCCAAACUAAUCUUGUCUUUGUCCACAAUAAUGUCCAUAUGCAGUCUGUGUCUGCACUUCCAAACUGCACCAUCUAUGUGGUCGAGCCUGGAUUCUUAGGUUUCACCAUUUAUCCUGGAAACCGAUGGAGUUUAGAAGUGGGACAGGUGUAUGUCAUUACAGUAGAAGUGUUUGAUAAAAGCAGCACGAAGGUCUAUAUUUCAGAUAAUCUCAAGAUCACACUGAGCUUUCCAAAGCUGCACUUUGAAGACCAGCUGAGCACUGCGAAUGGGUCUUACCAUGUGGUAAAGGCCCUGAAAGAUGGUGGCGUGGUGAUUAAUGCUUCCCUAACAUCCCUACUUCCUCAGAGCGGCAAUACUCAGCCUACGAAAUCUCCAAUCAAACACCAACAGGAAGUGAAGAUAUAUUUUCCCAUCAAGCUUACACCCAGCUUUCUGGCAUUUCCAUACUAUCCUCUGGGACCAUUGAAUCAUUACCAAGUACAGGUGGAAGGUGGCAGUGGCAACUUCACCUGGGCCUCUUCGAAUGAGACAGUGGCUCUGGUCACCACCAAAGGAGUAGUGACCGCAGGUCAGAUCGCGGGGAACAGUACCAUUUUGGCACGAGAUAUUCAAAAUCCCUUUCGAUAUGGGGAAAUCAAGGUAUAUGUCAUGAAGCUGAACAAAAUGGAGCUGCUGCCAUUUCGUGCUGAUGUGCAGGUGGGCCAGAUCAUAGAAAUCCCCAUCGCAAUGUACCAUGUGAACAAGGAGACCAGAGAGGCCACUGCCUUCUCGGACUGCUCUCAUUUACCCUUGGAUGUCAACUCAGAGAAGCAAGGAGUCUUUAUUCUUUUCAAAGAAGGAAUUAGAAGACGUGGACCAGCACACUGUUCCAGCGCACACAUAGCAGCCACAGCUCCAGGCCACACUCUGGUGACAGUCAGCGUGGCUGAGUAUGAAGGCCGUCCAGGGAGCAGUGCCACGUUUGCUGCCUAUGAAGCGCUGAAGGCUGUAAACCCUGUGGAAGUAGCACUGGUGACAUGGCAGUCUGUGAAGGAAAUGGUCUUUGAAGGAGGCCCUCAUCCAUGGGUCUUGGAACCUUCCAGAUUUUUUGUGGAGCUGAGCAUGGAGAAGACAGAGGAGAUUAGAGUAACAGAAGUCCGGCUGCCAGCGAAAAGAACACAGAAGCAGUACAUCUACCAAGUCCUGUGCCUGGAUGUAGGGGCUCAAGUGCUCACGUUGCGGAUCGGAAAUCACCCGGGUGUCCUGAACCCUAGCCCAGCUGUAGAGGCUGUGCAGGUGCACUUCCUAUGUGCCCACCCUGCCAGUAUGUUGGUAACCCCAGUAUACAGGGUAGCAGAUGGCACCCAGCCAUGUCCUCUGCCCCAGUACAACAAACAACUGAUUCCUGUAUCAAGUAGGAGGGACACAGUCCUGGAACUGGUAGCAUUUGAUCAGCAUGGGAGGAAGUUUGAUAACUUCAGCUCACUAAUGCUGGAAUGGAAAACCUCCAAUGAGACCCUUGCUCAUUUUGAAGACUCUAAGUCAAUGGAGAUGGUAGCCAGAGAUGAUGGCAGUGGGCAGACUCGAUUACAUGGUCAGCAGACCCUCAAGGUACAUCACAUGACGGGGACUGUCCUCAUCAGAGUCCAUUUUGUGGGCUAUUCAGAGAAGAAAAGCCUAAAGGGAAUUUCCAGCACUUCCUGGUCUGCCACAGUGGAGCUGCUCCUGGUGGACGAUGUGACUGUGUGGCCCAAGAAUGCCACCAUCUACAACCACCCCAGCGUGAAGGAAAUAUUUAACCUAGUGGAAGGAUCGGGUUACUUUUUGGUCCACAGCAGUGAGCAGGGCAUUGUCACCGUCACUUACACGGAAGCAGAGAGCUCUGUGCAGGUAGCUCCAGAGAGGCCCGGGUCAGUAACCCUGGAAGUCUAUGAUCUGUGCCUGGGUUUCUUGGGUCCAGUAAGGGCUCACCUCAGGGUGUCAGACAUACAUGAACUGGAGCUUGAUCUGAUUGAUAAGUCUCCUGUCCUUUCUUCUCCCCUCAAGGUGUUUCCUCCUUUCAGACUUGCUCCCAAGAAAAUGACGCUGCUCAUAAGUAACAUGAUGCAGGUCAUGUCUGAAGGUGGCCCGCAGCCCCAGUCCAUCAUUCACUUCUCCAUCAGCAAUCACACUGUGGCUGUUGUCAAUAGGAGGGGACAAGUCACAGGAAAAGGAGUUGGCUCAGCUGUCGUCCGUGGCACCAUCCAGACGGUGAACGAGGACACUGGGAAAGUCAUUGUAUUUUCCCAGGACGAAGUGCAGAUCGCAGUUGUGCGGCUGAGCGCUGUCAGGGUCCUCGCAGCCGCCACCCGACUGGUCACUGCCGCCGAGAUGCCAGUUUAUGUCAUGGGAGUGACUGGUACCCAAACCCCGUUCUCCUUCGGCAAUGCCAACCCGAGGCUCACAUUCCAUUGGUCCGUGAGCAAAAGGGAUGUAUUGGAUCUAGUGCCCAGGCAUUCAGAGGUUUUUCUACAGCUUCCAGCAGAGAAUAACUUCGCCAUGGUUGUCCACACGAAAACAGCUGGCAAGACCACGGUCAAGGUGACUGUCCGAAGCACAAAUAGUUCUGAGCAGUUUGAAGGAAACUUGUUGGAAUUGUCUGAUGAAGUUCAGAUCCUGGUGUUUGAAAAACUCCAACUUUUCUAUCCAGAUUGCCAACCUGAGCAGAUUCUAAUGCCUAUGAAUUCUCAGCUCAAACUCCACACUAACAGGGAAGGAGCUGCCAUUGUGCGUUCCCGAGUCCUCCAGUGUUUCCCCAAUUCAUCUGUCGUUGAAGACGAUGGCGAAGGGCUGCUGAGGUCUGGCUCUGCUGCAGGUACGGCUGUGCUGGAAGUCACUGCUGUAGAACCUUUUGGAGUCAACCAAACCACCAUAAUGGGGGUUCAGGUGGCACCGGUGACAUACCUCUGGCUGAGCAGCCACUCCAAGCUGUACACAGCCCAGGGAAAGACCCUGUCAGCCUUUCCUUUGGGCAUGUCUCUCACCUUCACUGUUCAGUUUUAUAAUAGCAUUGGAGAGAAGUUCUACACCCACAAUACGCAGCUUUAUUUGGCUCUGAACAGAGAUGACUUGCUGCUGAUUGGACCAGGAAACAGAAACCAUACGUAUACAGCCCAGGCUGUGAACAGAGGGGUGACAAUUGUGGGGCUCUGGGACCAAAGACACCCCGGCAUGGCAGAUUACAUCCCUGUUGCUGUGGAGCAUGCCAUUGAGCCAAACACCAGGGACGUCUUUGUUGGGGACGUCAUCUGCUUCAGCACUCAGCUCGUGGACCAGCACGGGGAACCUGGAAUGUGGAUGGUUUCUGCUGACAAUACUCUACAGAUAGACAAUGUCACUGGAGUUGCAGUGGCCAGGAGCCCAGGAACUGCCACAGUUUUUCAUGAUAUCCCUGGAGUAGUGAAAACGUAUCGAGAGGUAGUGGUCAAUGCAUCAUCAAUAUUAACACUCGGUUAUGACCUUAAGACUCACCUCACCAACACACCCAAUUCAACUGUUUUUAAACUCUUCAUCAGCACUGGCAAAAGUGAUGUCAAUCUCAAAGGGUCCUGUACCCCUAAUCAGGCUUUGGCCAUCACCACAGUCCUUCUUCCAGAGACCCUCGUGCUGUGCCACGUGCAGUUCAGUAGCACCUUGCUGGACAUCCCAGCAAGUCAGGUCUUCCAUGUCCACUCAGACUUCAGCAUGGAGAAAGGGGUCUAUGUUUGUGUAAUUGAGGCUCGGCCGAAGUCGGAGCUGACCCAAGCCCUCAGCAUGGCAGACACGUCCGUCUAUGCAUGGGCCACGCUGGUCAGUGAAAGGAGCAAAAGUGGAGUGCCAAGAGUCCUCAUUCCCUUCAUCCCAGCCUUUUAUGUUAACCAGUCAGAACUGGUUCUUGAUCAGAAAGGCACUGUGGAGAUAGGAGUCCUGGGUGUGGACACAGUUCUGGAACACCUAAAGGUCUUCUCCAGCUCCCCCUUUCUAGCAGUGUUUGACCACAGGCAUUCUACCUUUGUGCCUGGACUGGCUGUCUACCUGGUGAAAGCUGUCAACUUCACUGCUUUCCAGCACAUGAAUUCACCUCUGUUCAUUAAUGUUUCUUGUGCGCUCACCAGGCAAAAUGAAGUUGUGGUAGUGAAAACUAUGAAGGAUAAAUCUAGUGCAGGUCAAUGUGAUGAUGCAGGCGUCUCCAAACAGCUCACUGGUUCUUACCAGGCGUUCCUUUUUACUGUCUGUGUGCUGCUGGCGUCAACAGCUCUCAUGUUUCUAGCAUACAAUGCCUUCCUCAACAAGCUGCAGACUGUUCCAGUUGUCUACGUGCAGACCACAGCCCCACAGCCAGGUUCUCACAGCACACGCUCCCCUCACCUCGCGGGCCCACAACCUCCACCGGCACAGAGUCGGCUACAACACUGGUUAUGGAGCAUAAGGCACUAA